This is a messenger RNA of Fusarium proliferatum ET1, 4800 nucleotides long. RefSeq lists its product as uncharacterized. NCBI's taxonomy places the organism in Eukaryota, Fungi, Ascomycota, Sordariomycetes, Hypocreales, Nectriaceae. Gene Ontology annotation, biological process: regulation of cell cycle process. Gene Ontology annotation, cellular component: cytoplasm. The transcript is spliced from 2 exons. The record is from RefSeq and is a predicted model, not a curated record. Bases 1 to 4800 code for a protein of 1599 amino acids. Gene Ontology annotation, molecular function: protein binding.
AUGGAAAAAAUAAUAGGGCGCUUCUCUAAAUCUUCUGAUCGGAACGAUGAUACGCCAGCAGUCAACGCAGGGUCAACUCCCCAGUCAGCAGUGGCAGCAAGCACGUCACCCGGCCGCUCAAGUGACAUGACCGACGAAGGCGAUUUAUUCGGGCUUUAUCAGUUAUGGCCUCCGAAGAAUGAUGUUUAUGAAGUUCAGAACACAAAGAUUGAUAUAAUAGCUGUGCAUGGAUUGAAUGGAAAAGCAUUCAAAACAUGGACCCAAGAUGGCAAGCUGUGGCUUGCGGACUUUCUCCCGCUGGAAAUUCCACACGCUCGGAUUUUUACCUUUGGCUAUGAUUCGCGCGUUGCAUUCACCGGAUCAGCUUCACGCGUGGACGACCAUGCAAGAAAUUUGCUCGAAAGGCUAAUCGCGAAGCGGCGGCAAUUCAGCGAAGAGCGACCCUUGCUGUUUAUAUGCCAUAGCCUAGGCGGCAUUGUCGUUAAGAGAGCGCUGGCUAUUGCCCAUGAGAGAAGUCGUCGGUAUAACCCAAUUACAAGAGACACAUUUGGCAUCAUGUUUCUCGGCACGCCUCAUCGCGGCUCCGACAUAGCAUUCUGGGGUAGUCUUCUGGCGAAGCUGGCUGACGUCGUGACCUUGGGAUCUGUUCGCACUCAGGUUCUAGAAGACCUCAAACGGAAGUCAGACAUGCUUGGUGCGAUAUGUUCGCAGUUCAUCGAGCGCUCCGAGUCACUGCACCGCAUCUUCUCUAUCUACGAGCGCCAGCGAACCAAGGGUGCAUCGGGCCUAGUCGUUGAAGAAGACUCUGCCGUUAUCGGUCUUCCAAAUGAGGUCCCCAUCUCUAUCGAGGCUGACCAUCGGUCAAUGUGUAAAUUCUCCGAUAUGACAAGUGAGAAAUAUCAGAUGAUAUCAGAUUGCAUCAUGGAAAUGGUCGAAGACGCCUUGGACCGCCCAAACGCAACGCAGAAUCCACUACGAGAUCAAUUUCUACGAUCUAUCAAAACCCUAGAUCCAGAAGAGGUCCUCAGAAAUAUCACUAGACCCAGCCCAGGAACCUGUUCGUGGAUCACCGAGACCAGUGCUUUUCGAGACUGGCGUGAUCAGUCCACAGCCCGAGUUCUUUGGAUAUCGGGAGCCCCCGGUGCUGGAAAGACGACUGCCUCGAGAUUUCUUAUAGAUCACUUGCGGCGCUGGCUCCAGAAAAACACAAGCAGUGCUGCAAGAGGGUCGAUGGUCGCGUUCUUCUUUUGUGCAUCCGAGCAAUGGCUGCGAAACUCGGAUGUGCAAAUAGCCCAGUCUCUUCUGUUCCAAGUUCUUUCUCACAACAAAAGUCUCUUCAGGUACUUGAGUGAUUCUGAUAUGCAGACUGUAUGCAGUAUUGACAGGGCCAACGCGGAACCCCACGUCGUGUGGAGGCUUCUGACCACCGUAUUCCAACGCAGCCCCGAUCUUAGCUUUUGGAUUCUGAUUGAUGCAAUCGACGAGUUGCAGGACACAUCGCGGACUGCUUUGGUCCAGAGACUUCGGCAUCUAGUCUCAAACGACCUUGGCCAAAAGCUCAAGUUUAUCAUCUGCGAUCGCAGUAGCCCUAACGCAAGGGGAAUACUACAUUCAGUGACCUGGCUUGACAUCCGUCGUCAAGACAUGGUCUUUGAAGACAUUCGGCAAUUUAUUAAUGCCAGGCUUGGGGACCUAUGCUCUAGUGGCGCCAUCCCGUGGCAGUAUCAGAAUCUCAUCGAAGAGUCGCUUCUCGAGGUAUCGGAAGGCAACUUCUUGCAAGUAGCUCUCGCAUGGAGCCACUUUACAGCCGGUGUCUCGUAUUGGUCUGCUCAAGUCAUCAAGUCUCGACUAGAAGGGCUAAGGAGGCUUUCUGGAGAAGCUAGAGCCUUCUACUGCUCUCUACUCCAGAAGAUUCCAGAGGAUUCUCAGGAUGUCGCAAAGAUAGGAUUCACCUGGGUGCUUGGGUCUCGAAAGCCCCUGAGCUUGAGCGAACUCCAGCACGCGGUGGCAAUCAGUACUGGCCAGAGAACUUGGUCUGACCUCAAAAACGCACUUGGGUUCAACUUUGACGCCCACUUUGAUCAAGCCUUUGGAUACCUUCUCCGCGUCGACCCAGACCUGAGGGUAAGAUUUGCGCAUAGCACAGUCAAAGAGUUGUUGACAGCAGAUGAUUCUAUGUCUUCAAGCCCGAAUUCUGGAGUGAUAUCAAAAUAUGUUGUUCGUGAGGCAGAUAUAGAUGCUGAACUCGCAAAACGAUGUAUUACAGUGCUUAGCUUCAGAGACCUGGCAAAGUUCCGAGAUAUUGCCCGAGAGGCCAUGGCAGACAAGAUGCGAGACCUGUUCGUCAUGUCACUUCAGGGCAAGAACUACCUGGAUUCGCUUGACCUUAGCAAAUACGACGACAUGGACGUCAUUGAGAGCGAGCCGGAAGUAAAGGAGCGAAUUGGGACAGCUAUGCUGAAGCUUGGCCAGACUGAACUGGACGACCGAACUCGAGGACUAUUUGUGUAUUGCGUCUCUUAUUGGAACUACCAUUGUAACCAUGGCCUGUCAGAUCCGGAGGUGAACAAGUCCCUGACCGACUUUGCUUUGCUACGGCAAUCACACUACUUUCUGAUGGUCGCCAUACUCUUAGGAUUGGCGAGGUACCACACAGGUCCGUUUUGGGACAGUAUAGAUCAGUUCUCUCGGCUACCUCCAAUGCAUUUCAUUCUGAAGGCGGGCGACUAUCCCAAUGUUUUGUCGGAUUUACUGCACCGUGGGGAAGACAUCAAUGGGACUGAUUCACGAGGCUGGCCCCCCCUUCUAUGGGCUUUAAUCGAGGACCGGAGACAAUGUCUUGAAAUGAUCUUGGCCAACCACAAGACUAGGAUGGAAUCAACCGAUCGCGAUGCAGGCCAUGUGCUUCAUCUCGCGCUCGAAGCAGGUGUCAACCCCACACUAAUUCUUCGAUUAAUAGCCGAUCCUCGAGUGGAACUGAAUGCCAAAAGUAGGAAAGGUUGGACGGCUUUACAGUGGUGUUUGUCGCGAGUGUCUCUACAAUCAGUCAGCCUUGAGCUCCUGCGCCGCAAAAAUGUCGACAUUUACGAGCAAGACUGCCAUGGCCUCAAUGCCCUUGAUCAGAUUUUCGAUGAAGGUGUAUCGGAACAAAGCGCCCUCAAGCUCAUCUCUCGAUCUGAUGUGCCUGACAAUUGGUUCGAGAAAGCUCGCACCUUUCGCCACUCUACUGGGCUCAACUAUCUGGAUGAUGAUGUUCCGCGAACGUUCAUCCAUCGUGCUUCAUCACUUCGCUGGUAUUCUCUGGAAGAUACUAUUCUUGCUUGCGACCCAUUCAAAGCCGUCACCGUUGAUGGGGAUGGCUUCACUUUGCUAGAACGGUACGCGUAUCAUGGCAUGAAGAAGCGAAUGAUGGAGAUUUUGAAAGGUAUUCCAUCUAAUACUUUCCAAAGGUCAAAUGACUGUGGAUCAAAGCUCUUGAUUCUGUGCGCUCAGCAAGACUGGGAGCAAGUUGUCAACGUCCUAGUCUAUGAGUUCUCUGUCGAUGAUACUUCAACAGACUCUGACGGUAGGACUAUUGCUCACUGGGCAAGUGAGCUUGGUUGGGUAUCAUUGUCGUCUCUGUUGAUCUCCAAGACAAGGGCAUGGCUAAACAAAACAGCCCGGGACGGGAAAACAGCUCUUCAUAUCGCCGCAGAGUACCGGAACUAUACUGCCUGCAAAGACUUACUCCAAGCAGGCGCCAGCCAUUCUAUUCGAGACAAGAGUGGCAAAUUGCCAAUUCACGUCGCUGCUGAACAGGGUCACCGGGAGAUAGUGAAGCUGCUACUGGAAAGCCCCAUCAAGGACUUGCGAACAUGUGAGGUAGAUAAGGAAGGGAGAGGUAUCUUGCACUAUAUAGUCAUGUGGCAUUCUGACAGCUUCAUUCGCCAGUGUCUCACCGUCCUUCGACCACAAGUCAGCACUAAGGACAGCAAAGGGAGAACGCCGCUGCACUUUGCCUGCAUAUUCGGCAACGAGCCUGCUGUUUCUGUUUUGCUAAGUAUUGGGCUAGACCCGGAUAAAAGAGACGCUUCGUCAUUUACGCCAUUACACCAUGCCCUCAUGGAAGGCUCGGUUAAAUGCGCACAAACCCUUAUCAGACAUGGGGCAAGGUACGACUUGAACGACAAGUUCGAUAGGAAUAUUGUCCUUUUGGCCCUUAGAAGCGAGAACAAUAGCACGGUCGAGAGUCUGGUCCACUUUCUUCAGUCCAAGUACUCACCGUCAGAGAUUGCCCGAGAAGCUGGCCACGUAGACCGGUUCGGACGCUCCGCCUUUCACUAUCUAUGUCACUGGGUGGAUCCUAAAAAGAGUGACGAUGACGAUGGAUUGGAUGAAGUUGUCGAAGAACUUAAUGAUGACCGGGACAUCGACCCAGCUGAGGCCCAGCAAGUAUUGUCGCCCGCCGAGUGGCUAAUCAAGGCAUUCGCUGCAAUUGGCGUGGAUAUCAAUACGAGGGAUCACCACAAGCAUACACCUCUUCAUGCUUCGGGAAGGGCAGGGAACCUGGCUGCAGCUAGAGCUCUCUUGCGCGUGCCCGGGAUCGAAGUGUCUCCCAAAGAUGAGGAUGGCUUCACUCCUUUGGACUGGGCAUCAGUCAAUGGUUACGGCGAGAUUGCUGCAGCGAUAGAAGCACAUGGGGGAGUACACUCUUCUGAUUGGACUUUGAAGCUCAAACCUAUGUAUCGAUCAUGGCAGUCUGGCUUUGAUGAGGAUGAUGAGAUUGAAGAAGAUGCUGGACAGCUGAUGACGCGGAGCUAG